Pomacea canaliculata is the source of this 11327-nucleotide messenger RNA. RefSeq names its product store-operated calcium entry regulator STIMATE-like. NCBI's taxonomy places the organism in Eukaryota, Metazoa, Mollusca, Gastropoda, Architaenioglossa, Ampullariidae. The transcript has 7 exons. The coding region runs from base 283 to 1194 and encodes 303 amino acids. The record is from RefSeq and is a predicted model, not a curated record. Gene Ontology annotation, cellular component: membrane.
UUACUGUGCGGAACAAAAUCUAUCCAAAGCUUUUACAUUUAUUUUAAAGAUACUAUAUAUUCUUAGUCAUUACAAAGGUUUAAUUUAUUCACUUUCAGCAAACUCCAAUGACCAAUUCUCCUUGGAGACUUUACAAGUGGUUAGCCAAGUCUACAACUGUUUGAGAAGACCAAGUUAAGCAAUAUGGCGGAAGCUUGAAUCGUGAUUGCUUGGCAGUUUAAAGGACAAUUUGAUUAUCAACUAAAGUUCACGAGAAUCUAAAUGUAAGCGGUGGUGUUUAAAAUGCACACCACAAGUGGAUCUUCAACUUCUGAUAUAUUGUCAUUUAUUGCUGACAUUAACAAUAUUCAUCGAAUGAGGAACUACGAUACAAAUUCGUCUGCUUCUCAGCCUAACGAAGAGUCAAAAGAAAACUGUUCGACCGGCGAUCUUUUGGGGCCUUUCGGCUUACUGGUGCAAGGACUGCUGGCAUUUCUUGCUUUUACAUGUCUUAUAGUGAAAAGAUAUUGUGAGCCAAAGCAUUCACGAAGACCAUGGAAAAUUUGGUUUUAUGACACUUCAAAACAAGCAUUGGGUGCAGCAGUUAUUCACUUUGCCAAUGUGUUCUUGGCAGACCAAUUCCAAGGCGAUCCAUGUACUUGGUAUAUUAUUAGCUUCUUGCUGGACUCAACAGCAGGUCUUUUAGUUAUCUACAUCGGCUUAAAGACCACACAAAUACUGGCACAUCGUUAUUCUUGGAAAUCCCUCUAUUUUGGGGAAUAUGGAGAGCCUCCAAAAUGCAAUGCCUGGUUGGGGCAAACUGUCUUAUAUAUUGUUGUCAUGAUUGUGGAGAAACUUCUUAUGACCCUGCUUGUGCUUUUUGACUUCUGGAAAAAAGUGCGACACAUUAUCAUGUCACCUAUUACCAAUCCUCUUCUAGAGCUGGUGAUAGUUAUGUUUUUGGUUCCACUUGUUGUCAAUGCAAUACUGUUUUGGGUUGUGGACAAUUUUCUGAAGAGGAGUAUACGACAAUCUAAGACCAUUUAUGUCACAUCAGAAGAGUCACGUGUCAAGUACUUUCGUUCCUCAGACAAUGUCAAGUGCUAUAACCGUAUUGAAAAGGGAGAGGAGUCAGACAUUCUUUCUGCUGAAGAAGAUUUUGAAGUGCGUCAGCGGAACAACGAUCCAUCUGAAAGGUUGAUAUCACGAAGAUGAUUAACUUAAAUCCAGGCAGUUAACUUGCUCACCAACCCUUCUUGUUGUUGCACUCCACAAGCAAAGCCCAUUGCAGCUUUUUAUGGGAAAUUAAUGUUUAUUAUGCAUAUAAAAUUCGUUUGAAGCUUGAUCUUGUAUAUAAAGAAUGCUGGCCUUCAGAAAAUCGAGAGGUAAUGGAAUAUUGGAAUACAAAAAGGUACUUGAAUGUAUGUGCUGCAUGGGAAAACAUGUUUGUGUGAUUUUGCAAAAAAGAGAUUUUACUUUUGUUUUAAUAUCUCAUUAGGUAUCUUUAUCCAUUUUAGUUUGUUCUUAAUUAAAAUGGGAAAUCUCCUGGUAGGAAAAGAUAAGUAAUGUCCAAAGCUUCUUGUGUUCAAAGGAGUGUAUUAUUGUAGCAGUAUUAAACCUUAAAAUCAAAAUUUAAAUGUUGUUUUAAGUUUCUAAUUUCUAUAACUGGUGGUCUCAAUUAAAUAAUAUAUAGUAUGUGCAGUUCUUAAGGGCAGUGUUGUUUUCAAGACUUUCAGGUGAGUUAACCAUAUGUAGAGCUGACUUUGUUUCUGAAAUCUGAAUGACAAAUGAAGUUGGGAAAUGGGGGAAUACCAUCAAAAAAGAAACAGCUUAGAAAAUGAUAUUUAUAAUUGUGAUCACUUUAUUGUUAGAAUAUAACCAUUUGUUAACUUUUUGAUUAAGGGUGAGAAGGAUUAGAUUAAAAUGAUUCUUAGCAAAAGCUGAAAAUGUGUCGUACUUUGUUUAGAUAGACUGCACUGCUAAAACUUAAAAUAAUGGGCCUGCUCAGCAGAACAAAAAAUCUAGAUAGUCAAAUUAUCAAAUACAUCAGUUACUAAAUAAGAAACUAUAAAAUCUUGCUAGAUCCUCCAGAUAAGUACUAAAAUAAUUUCACAAAAAGGACAAGUUGUUGCCUAUUGGAGACGCUUUGCAAUUUUAGUAAGUUGUGCUGAACUGGUGUAAAGUUGGUAGCGAUUAAGUCAGAAAGAGGAGGGUGGGGGGGGAGUUACCCCUUGCAGGCAAGCUAGCAUGCUGCAGGAAGAGAGAUGACACCAUUAUCAUUAUAGGAAUAAAGUAUACUUUAUAAUGAAUAAGCUUACAAAAGAGAAACAAAAAUGUGAUGAAAGUGCAGGAUCACAAAGAGAGAGAGAAUUUUAUGUAUGAAGGCUUGGAAGCAUGGUUCUGUUUGUAUAUGCAUGCGAGUAAUCACAGGAGCAAGACACCAUGCUUAUGUGCAUGACUGCACAAGCAUUUGAGUCUUGUGCAUGUGUUUAUGCAUGUCUGCUUGCAUGUAUACCUGGCUAAUUCAAAAAUUUUUAAAGGUGUGAUUGAUUGGGAAAUCUGUGGGUGCAUAUACUCAACUGAUGUUUUGUAAACGCAUCAGCCUCAGCACUUUUGUCAAAAUAGAAGUUAUUUAUUGCUUGAAUCACUGAAUAAAAAAAAAUAAAUUGCAGACAUAAACUGAUCAAAAGCAUCUGUGAGUUCAGCAAGCAUACUGAAAAUAUUUUUUUUAAAUGUUUACCAGCAUAGUUAUUAAGUGUUGAGGCAUGUCUACACUGCUGUUUAUAACACUAUGCUUGACACCCAUACCUUGUAUCUGUAUUGUGCUUGAUGUUAACUAUCAAUCACCAGUCAGCCUUCUUGUGAGAUCCAAUGGCAAGGAAGAUCUAGAACUUGAUAGUGAAACUAAAAGCCAUACUCACAGUUUUCCACACUGACUUUAAGCAAGUACUAAGAAGAAAUUUUUUGUUUAAAUCUUAAUUUGUAGAGGAUUGCCUAUGCAUUGAGCUAAAAUUUUGAUAAACCAUGAAAAGCAAGCAGCAUGUAAGUCUUGUUCUUGUGAUUCUUUAGGACAGAUAACUAAAGUAUGCCAUUAUCUGGGCCUUUAUCCAGACGUAGUAAAAUUUUUCAUUUCUAAUCGCUUUUUCAGAUUAUGUUUCUGAUACUAUCAUCCUUAGAGAAUACAACUUUUGCUGAGCCUUGUACAUUCCUAACAUGAAUCUGAAGAUUUUUGUGUAUGUUGUAAAGAGUUGAAUCCCAUAAGACUGCUGCAUGCAAAAAUCUCAAAUAUUUUCAUACUUGUAUUUGUCCAGUGGAUUGUUUUUUGUUUGCAGGUGAUUUUGUGUGUCACACAUAUUGUGCGAAUGCUAUUGUGUAUUUUAUGAUUUGUCAGUAUGUGGUCUUUUCUUUGCAUGUUAUGAUACUGUUGUUAUUGACUGUUUGGCUUGUUAUACUGUCCUUUUUUGCAAUCUGGGAUCUUAUAUUGUAAAGCCUGCUUAGCUCUCUUGUGAUUCUGUUGAUAUUUACUGGCUUUGAUGUGAACAUUUCUUAACUCACUGCUUCUAUAAGGAAUGUAAAUUAAUGAUAAAUUAUUGCUUUUGUUGCAUAAUUGUUCAUCUUGUUUUGACUAGUAAAAUGUUCCAUUCAUGUUAACAGCAAAAUAAGUGUGUAUAUGUAUAUUGAUAAAACUUGGGUGGGGGGGGGAGUAUUAAGGAUUUUUUUUUUCUUUUUAGAAAAAGAAUACUGUAAAUUUUGGACUUUAUUUUCCAACUUAAAACCAUAUGGCUUAAACAGCAAAAGCUGCUUGUUUGCGGACUUUUCAGAUUUUGAUUAAUAUUUUUUAUAUGAGCUCCAUGUUAAAGUGUUAACUGUUCACAUUUUAAAAUCAAAAUCACAUACAAUUAAAUGAUUCAGAUAAGUUGCUAAAGCACACACUCUCAUAGUGCCAAAAAUUUUAAUGCCUACAAUGCAGCUUAUAAACCAAAGCAGCUUAUUUGUGAAAAAAAAGUGAUUUUUUUAAUUUUUAAAUUUAGUGGUUGCAGCUUAUGUUCAUACAGGUGGGCUCAAUAGAUCGAUUUACAGUACAUGUGCUUCAUUCUUCGUGCAUUUUGUCAUUAUUCACAAGUGACAAAAGAGAUGUUUAUGCUGCUAUAAGAAGUAGGUCUUUGGCUUAGGUAUGUGACAGCACACAACUUUGAUUUAGAGUUUUGGCCAUAAUUUAAGUGCUACUUCUUAAGGAAGUACUUUUUAAAGCCAUUUUUUAAUUUUGUUGUGAAAUAUGUUUUUUUGAAAUAAUAAAGAAUCUCUUACCAUCAACUAGAACAGCAAAAAUUUAGUUUCACAAUCUUUAAUUGCUAGCUUUAGUAAGAUUUAGAUAGUGAAUGGUACAGAUGAGUUUAAAACUAAAUUUUCUGUAAAGUCAUUGCAUAAUUUUCAUCACUAAACACUUUUAAUGCAGGUACAACCUGAGAAAAAGUUUAGUCGUUCUGACAUAUUGAAUGCCUAUUUGUUAUACCAUGAUAAAAUGCCACUGUUCUGCUGUCCGUCGAAUCCUCUUAUUCUACCCCUUACAGCAUCAGCUGCUUUUGCACAAUUCUUUACACCUUGAAGAGCUAUUUAUGUGAAUCCAAUCAAAUUCAAAAGUGAAAACAACUGCAACCAAUAUUUGCCAGAGAUGGAGUGCAUUUUAUUUAAAAUAUAAGUUCUCAGGAUCAGAAAUUUGAAUAAGACAUUGGAAUAAGGGGACAAGACAUUUCGAACAGGUGUAAAUGGGUUUCAUUUCUAGUCAGCUAAAGAGCAUGCUGUAUCUGAAAAAAAUCAAAACAAAGUACCUUUAAGAAUAUUUACAAGUUUUCAAUCUGUUACUUCAAAGUACAAUUAGAUUUUAAGGAAACUUAAAGUGCUGUUAUAUUUGUACUGAUGUCUCUGGCAGAUAAAGCUUGUAAAAUAGACUUGUAGAUUGUGCAUAUUCCUUUGUAAAUAUUAAGUAUUUUUAAAAUAUGUAAUGCAAAAAUUGAAUCAGUGAGAAGUUAUAUGCCCCAUAUUUUGACUUACAAUAAGAUUGAUUAUAUUUUAGAUUGUGCCAAACCUAGUUUCAGAAGGAACACACAUUCCACUCAGGCUCAGAUAUUUUAAGUUAGAUGAAUUAAAAGUUUUUUUGGGCAUUUGUUCAAAUGUUAAUCAUGAUGUUUGUUUUGUUUUGCUUUCAAAAACAAAAAUAAUACACAAGGUUUGCCUGCUUGCCAAUACAUUUAUUGUUGUUUUCAGAAUAAUGAAAACAGGAUAUCUGUCAAAUAACCUUUAUGCUUAGGAAUAUCUUUUUUUAAAGGUUCAAGAUUGUUCAUAAUUACAGUUAUAGAUCUCUCACUUUGACAGAAUGCUUGCUAGAAGCUAUUAAGUAUUAUCAUCUGAAGUUUGACUGGCAGAACGCCUGUUUAAGAGAUCAGAAAUAAAAAAGUGAUUUAAAUUGUACUGGUGGUCAUGUCAGAGUUUCCCAGUGGGGUGUAACAGCAUUUCAGCCUGUACUUUUCAGUCCGUGCCAAAACACACAGCUUAAAAAUUGCCAUAGACAAGUAUUCUUUCUGAAGAGAAAGACAUGUUGAGGAUGGGAUUUUAAAAUGCACCACAUCAAAUGACUUGUUUUUCCUUUCAGCCAACUUCUUGAGGCAUCAUGCUGAUCUUGGAUAGGAUAUCUACAGUUGGACAGUGCAAACAUGAACUCCUCAACUGCUGUAAAUAAACAGCGGGAGGCAAGAGCCAAAGUCAUGAUGGUCACGUCAUUAAAAAAUGUGUUUAUCAUAAUAAUGGUUUGCCCUUAAAGUGUUAAACUUUGUGUACACCUGUAAAAUAUAUGUAAAAAUUAUUUGAGAGAGUGGGAACUGAAAUGUGGUCUUUAAUUUUUUUUUAUAUAUUACAUAUUGGAAUUUAUUUUCGGUUAUGUUGGCAUGUCAUAAAUGCUAGUGGAGUCUUUGUGGGCAUUGUUGUCAUUCUGGAGUUGAGACUCUGAUGUAUUGGAAUGCUGUAUUUUCAUCAUUAAUUCUUUAGCAUAUGAUUUAAAUGUCAGUAUCAAAUGUUAUUUGGGCUCUUUGUGCCAUUCUGAGGCACUGAUGUUUUGAUAUUUCAUCAUCCUUUUUGCUGGAAUUUAGACACUGACACAACACUCUGCUUACUUUUUCAUACAUCUGCUUAAACGAUCUGCCAUGCACAUUUUUUUUUCUUAUAUGAGAUUAGUUUAAAAUCUUUUUUCGCUGUGAGCAUUGAGACAGCUGAAAACAUUUGAGUGCUGGGACUGAAGCAGUGAUAUUCAAUCAUUUUUUUUACUUGGGAUUGGAGAAAAGGUGAGUAAAGCAUGGUAUUUAGGGCUGUUUACCUUUUUUUCUCUUAAGAUAUUACAAUGCUUACAUUUGAGACUGUGAUUGUUUUUCUUUCUUUUUCUUUUUGAAGUUGCAUGACUUUUGAACCUUAUAUUAUUCGUUUAUGAAAUUAAUACUGUACUUCUGUCUGAUUCGGUUUUUAAGUGUGUUUCUUCACUAACAAUUAUGUUUAUGAUGUCUUUUUAAGAUUGACUUUAAAAGGAUCAAUAGUUGUAAAAAAAUUGUGAAUUAUAUAUGUUUUAAUGAUUUCUUUGUUUUAUUGUUGCAUUCUUUUUUAUCUAUAACAUUUACUGUCAUACUUCUAGUCAUACCAUAUUAGUAAUUCUUUUAUGUAGUGAAAUUUUUCUAAACGACUCAGUGCAUAUCUGUAAAAUACUUCAACUUCUUUGAAUUGAACUCUUAUAAACCCCAUUAUUUUUGUUGAUCUCAAAUCCAUGAGGCUGCAGCAACGAUAAUGCACUUGUUCAGUGAGCUCUGACACAUUUCCCUGUGAGUUCACAGUAUUUAACAAAAGGAGCAGCACAACGCAUACAGUAAUGCAGUUUGCAGACACUGUAUGCAGUUUGCAGACAAUGGAAACAAAGCAAAGGGGGGUGGGGGUGGAGAUGAUGAAAAAAAAGCCCAACUACCAAAGAGAGGGGGCCUUAAAGCCAACCUUGAAAUAGUUAUGGCUUGAUGUGGAUCUCAUUGCUGUCAUGAGAAUUUAAUGUAAGAAGUUAUUUCGUCAAUCGUCGAAUGAUAAGUGCAGAUAGAUGAAAAGAUCUGGAACAUGUGCAAUUAAAGGUAUGCACAUGUUUGUUCAUGUAUGGGCAUGCAGGCACAUGUAUGUUAUGCCUAUUUUGCAAGUUUCACUCAAGUUGAUUUUCCAUUUGUUAUUCUUAGCAAGACUGUUUAUGAUGAAAAACCCACUACAUCUACUCAAUUUUUACUUGCUAUGCGUAUGCUUUUAUAUAUCACAACAAAGUGUCAAGCAUCUUGUUGUUGCAUGCAAAUGUUGAAACAUUGUGCAUCUGUAAAGCUGUUGAAAGUAAGACUGCAUAUUCAAAUAAUUAGUGGCUGUGGGUUCACAGCUUGCUCAAGUCUCCAGUUGAAGAAUUCAUUCUGUCCAGAUGUGUACCUGAUUUCUCAGGGAAAGUAACAGCAGUAGAAGAAGAAUGUUAGAUUUACACCUGUUACAUGUGGGAGCCAAAACAUGGAACUAUUCUCUUCUGCCUCUAGUCCAUUAGACUUUUGCUGGAUUUUCAUUUAAAUACAGAAAAUUCUUUAGUUAUUUUUAUUUAAAGUGUUUUGUUUAUGCUUCAUAUAAUGCUUUGCAGCUUUAUCUAGCACUAAUUCUGUUUGGCUCUUUUUCUCAUUAUAUGUGCAUAGAUUCUUUUCCCUUCAUCCUUGAGGAGAGUUAAUUGUAAAGCCGUCCAUACUGCAUAAAAGGUCAUAUUUAUGUAAAAUAUGCACCACCUAAAGUAAGAUUCGAAGUAAACUAAACCAGAAGAAGCAACUCUUGUAUAUCUCAACAAUUUCUUUCCUCAUUUCACUUUAUGCUUAGUCCUUUAGUAUUAUUUAGCACCAGUAUUCAUCAUAGGGUCUUUUAACUCUUUUGUUUUAUAAGAAAACGCUUUCUUAAAAUAGCAGAAAGUACUUGUAUUUUAUUCCCUUAUUGUAAAUGUGAUGUAUAUAUUGUAAUGCUGAUUAUAUAAAAAAAAAAUUGUCACAGAGCCUGUAGUCUAUACAGCCUGCAGGAAAUAAUCAUAAACAUCAUAAACAGUCUUUCUGUCUUUGGCUUAUGUAUUGUCAGUAGAGACAGUCUGGUGGUAGAUUUAUCCAGACUUGGUGGACAGAUGUUUGUUCAGGAGGGUCAACAUCUAAUGAUAGCUUUUGCUACUCUGAUGGCUUGUAUGAUUGCUCUGACUUAAGCACAUAUGAAGCACACACUUGGCACAUGACUGUGGGUUAAAAAAAAAAUACAGAAAACUUAUCUUUGUGGAGAGGCUUAUAAUAGAUUAUUACAGCCACAAAGGUCUUUUUUAACUAAGCAAAUGUUGCCCAGUGUUUGACCUGUGUGUGACUGUCCCAGGAAGGCAUUUUUUUUAGGAGUAACAUUUAAGACAUUGGAACUUGGGUCAACUUGUUGAGCUAUGUCCAGACUUGUUAGGCACUUUUAGUGGGCACUGAAAAUCAUUAGAGGUAUUUAAUUAUUCAUUUUUUCUUUCCAAAAAAAGACAUUCUCAAAUGUCACCAGAAGUUUUUACUUCUUCCAAGUUGUUCUGCUAGUGAUGUACAAUUUGGAUAGCUGUAUUUGUGGCUAUUGGUGAUCAUCCAUGUUGUACAUAAGUAUUGUUGUUUGUACUCAUAUUUGUGUUCAUAUUUUGUUGGGCAUUCAAACAUAAUUGGCUUACAGAAGCACUUAAGUAACCCCAGUUGCUGACACAAGCAACACUGAACUGAAAAAAAUAAAUUUCAAUUAUUUUUCAAUACAUACCUGGAUUGGUGCAAAGUAGGUUCUCACCUACCUUCUUUUAUCACUGGUACACUUGUGCCUGAUCAUCAUUCUCAUCAUCAUCAUCAUCAUCAUCAACACAGCUCUAGGUCUGUUCACUUAUUAGUCUUUAAGAUCUCAGUUUUUUUUUAUUUUAUUUCUUUAAAUCUUAAAAAGUGUAUUAAAAUCUGUAAAACGUUCUGUCACAUUUUUUUGCGAUUGCAUUGCCUCGCAAUCUAUGAAAUUACUCAUAACAGUCUGCUGGAAUUAUUCUUAUUAAGAAGAAGCAUUUACACCUUAGAGCAUUCUGCACUUUGGGUAGGUAAAAUGCAUUUGUGUUGUGCCUCCAUGAAUUGUCUGUUUCUGUGGUUGGAAAGUGAUCUGCUUGUGAAUGUGUGUUUUGUAGAGAUAUUUAGUAUUUAUCUUAUAAAUAUUCUGAACCAUGUAUACAAAUUUAUCUCUUUGCCUUGAGGACUGGUUCUACCAUUUAAAGCUUUUUUUUUUUUAAAUUCUAACCAUCACAGCCCUAUGCUCCUCGAGCAGUAACAAGGAAUAAAAAAACAUGUGUUGUGUGUACCUUUUUUUUAAAAAUCAAGUUUGUGUUUGUGUUACUUUUUGGAUUGUAUUUUUUGAAGAAUUCAUUAUGCUUUCAACUUGAGGUUGUGUGGAAAAAUACGCCUUCAGUAAAAGUCCUUGUCUUUUUUGCUGUGUUAAUUAAACAACGUAGACUGCUGCUUGUUUCAUCCCUUCUAAGUUGAGUAUGCUAUUUUGCUCAUAGUGCAUAAUAAUUUGGUUUGUUUUGGGGAAGUGAAAUAGAGAAAAUACAUUUUAGUAUUCACCAACAUCAUUUCAGCAUGCCUUAAUCAUGGGAAAAGGCUGUGUGAAUCAUCACCAUAGAUAGUUUUCAGGAGAUACACAGUUACCUUGAUGGUGUGGGAUUUAGUGAAGUUUUCUUAAUAAGGUUUUUUAUGUUUAUCCUUUACCUUCACUUUCUAGUUAACCCUUAUGUUUUUAAAAAAAUGUUCUUACACUUUUUUCUGAGACUGGGUGCAGUGGGUGACCAAUGAUUGCAUUUUCAUUUAGAAAGAGAUUUGAUGCUGCUGUUAUAAACUGAAAGAGUUUUUAUGUUUAUGUAUACUCUGUAGCAUUUAAGUGAAAUCUGUAUAGGGUUUUAUGCAUAUAAUGGAUGUAUCGAACUGAAACACUUUUGCUCCUGCCCCUUGCCAGAUGGGCAUCUUUUUGGUUUUUGUAAGCUUGAAAUUCCAUAAAGGACUCCUACAUAAGAUCAGAGAGCUUGUGCCAUUGCAGGCAACUGUGAGAUCUCGGGGGUUGGUGGGAGACGAGCAGAUCUGGAGAUUAACUUUAUCAGAGGUCUUUUUCAUGACUUCAGAAACACUAACUUUUUACCAUGACUUAGAUAUUUUGUUUAUGCUUUAUUUAUUGUGCAAAAAUCAGACUGGUUCUAGGACUGCUUAUUUUGGUGAUGAAAGACAUACACAAUGGCUAUAUCACUAAUCUUUAUGGUGGCUUCUCACCAAGACACUGAGGAUUGUAGACUAAGGAUUCGAAUCUGGCACACAUUAACUCUCUCUGAAUUUAAAACCUGUUUACAGGACUUUGCUAGUGCGCCAUGAUAUAUCCUCAGUUGCUGACUCAAGGUAAAUCAACAACAACCAAUCUCUUCCCAGGAGAUGAAUUAAGAUGUGUAUACCUCAGGUGUCAUGGAAUCAUGUUGCUUCAAUGCAGACAAUAAAACUAACAACAUAAUAUCUCCGCUUAGUUUUAUGUUUUGCCUAUUUUUUUCUUUCAUAUGUCAUGUUUUUAAUGUAAGGGAUGUGUUCUUUCUUGCUUGUAACAUUAGACUAAUGCUAAAGAUUUGCUAUAAAAGGGUAUUGGUCAUUAAAAAAUUUAUGUAAAUACUGGAUGCCAAUACAACAUUUUAAGCACCAAAGAAUGAGGGAAUGAGAAAUUACAGGUACAUAACUUUGUACACCCCAUAAAAUUCUGAGGUGAUGAUAACUUUGUACAGCCCCAUGAAUGUUCUGAGGUGACUGUAUUUUCUUAACUACAAUAAACACUUUCACUUUUGGAAAUACACCAGUAUUACACAUACUUUAGCAAUAUUCACAAUAUUUAAUUUUUCAUAUUUCUUCAUUUGUUAGCAAGUUCAUAGCUUGAUCUUCACAUUGUACUAAUAUUUGAUAGCAACUCUUUUUUUAUAUAACAAAAGUUAGAGACAGCCAAUUUUUUGUGUGGCAAGGUCAGGUUUAGGAUUUUUUUUUCUUUUUUGGGGGGGAAUGGGGUAUAGAUUAAAAAUUUGUCUCGUUACCUUAAUCUCAGAUUUGAGCAAUGUUAUUGUCACUGCACAUGGUGAAGUAUGCAACUUUAUUUUCAUACCCCAUGUUAUGUUUCAUGUACCUGCCCAGUGAAUGAGAAUUGUAGUGGUGAAAACUAAAAUUCUGACUGAAAUCCAGAUGCUGUAUAAUAAAGAGGUAUUUGAAAUC